AUGAAUUGGAAUCUUAUUCUUUUCUUUGCUAUUUUUAUAUUCUCACGAGCGCAAUCAUCAACGAAAAAUCCUUUUGCGAAUUGCAAAAAUGUAACCACAAAUCAUUCUCCAAAUCUCUGCUAUCGAUGGCAUCUUUACGUGUUCGCAAUGUUGACACCAAACGGUUUUGAAAAAUUCGAAGAAAUGAUAAAAACUCUUUCCGGGCCAUGUGCUGAAUUUGAAGGGAAUAUGACCGAGUCGGAAAGAGGAAAGAUCACCUACUUGGUUCCAUACGAUAAUGCGACUUACGAGCAAUUUUUCGGCGACGAUAUGAACCCGGAGAUACCAGCGAAAUUUUUGGAUGAUCAUCGACGAAACUAUUCAAAUACGUUUUUCGCUGAUGAAAUCAUGGGAAAAAUGAAAAAAAACGAGACUGACAUCGCGAGGGCGCUUUAUUUGAUCACGGAUCAAGACUGCAAGAAUGGAUUGUUGAACGAAUUCGCCGAUUUGGACAUCAAGACUUUGAGUGACGCGAUCGUUCUUUAUCAGGUCCCUGUCCGGCAAAUUCUCGUGAAUUAUAGAACUAUCGUAAUCAUAUUUACACUCGAGCGACCAAUUUUGUUAUCAUUGUCUUGUGAUUUCAAAACGAAUCCCAAAAUUGAGCUGAUUACGGAUGCUUUCUACGAUUCCUGUGGGGUUACAUUGAUCUACCAAAGGACAAAGGGUUUAUUCGAUGUUUCAUUUGGAACCGAUUUGUGCUUUGUUCGAGAGAAUGGACUUUGUUCGGGAAAUCCUGCGUGUCUCCCAGCGCCACCAGAGACUAAAACGAAAAAGCCAAAGUCUUCAAAUGCUGGAGCUUGGGGCUACAUAGCUGGCGCAAUUGGUGGAGUCGUUUUGUUCAUGCUGUUUUGUCUUGGUUUACGCUUUGGCUCUCUUCACUUUUGUCCACAAUGGACAUUGAAGAAGAUGCGAUCGGAUAUCUGGAAAAUUCGAGACUAUUUACCGGAAGAGGAGCGAGCCGAACUGGAUGCGAUGAAAGUGGCGGCGACGACGGCGAGAAAUGAUUACAUGAAUCAUGUUGUGCACAGGACUUUGUCAGGAGACGGACGAGUUCGCGACAAAUGGGAAAUCGAACAGUCGUCUUUGGUGUUGACCUCGAUAAAGCUCGGAUCAGGAGCUUAUGCUGUUGUCUAUAAAGGAUUGCUCAAAGAUCCGUCACCAUUCGAAAAGAUGCAUUCGCAUUCAAAGACGCAAUCACUCACUAAAGUAGCUGUCAAAAUGUGUCAUCCGCAUGCGACAAGAGAAGACAAAAUCGAGAUGAUUCGUGAAAUCGACUUCAUGAUUGGUUUGGAGAAUGGUCUCUCAAAAAGUGAUCUUUUGCCAAUCGCCUGGCAGAUCAGCGAUGCUUUGCUUUACCUUUCUGGGAAAAAGAUCAUUCAUCGCGAUGUGGCCGUGAGAAAUGUGUUGAUCACGGGACAGAAUCUGGCUAAAUUGGCAGAUUUUGGUCUUUGUCGUGAGAGCAAUUCUCUAUUUUAUACGUCAAGAGGCGGUCGUUUACCGAUUAAAUGGAUGGCUCCAGAGAGCCUCAAAACCGCCGAAUUCACUGAGAAAACUGAUGUUUGGUCUUUUGGUGUUUUGCUAUGGGAAUUGUACACAUUCGGGAACUCACCAUUCGUCAGUAUUGACGCUGAAGACGUGUUUGAGCAUAUCAAGAAGGGGAAUCGCUUGGAGAUGCCUGAGGAUUCGCCUGAACUUAUCAAAGCUCUCUCCUUUCAAUGCUGGGCAUUUGAUCCGAUCGAUCGGCCGAAUUUCGAGAAAAUUCGCUCACUUUUAUAUAAAUCGCUGGAGAUCGAGGCAUCGGACGGAUAUUUGGACUUUCGAAGGAAUCGAAUUGACGAUACUGUAUCGAUUACAAGUGAACAAGGGGAAAAGAUUGAAAUGGAUGAAAUGGAUGACAAUGAAGUGUUGCAAGGACAAGCUCAAACAGAGAUCUCUCGUUAUGAAUCAGAAAGACGAGUUUUGAAAACUGUAGCAAUUGUUACAAUUGAGCAAGAAAAUGAGGCUGAAUUGAAAGACGAGGAGAGAAACGGUGAAGUGGCUGAGGAAAUGGAUGAGGAAAUGGAUGAAGAGAUCUUUGAGGCUUCAGAUUUAAGGGUUCAGGGUAUUGUAUCGAUUAAAAUUGAAGAAAGAGACAAAAAUGGUGAGGCGAAAGAAUCGAUUCAACAAGUGAUAAGACUUAGAGAUGAAGAAAACGAUGAAGAAACGCAAAAAGAGCUCUCCGAGACACCGAUCUAUUCG
Molecule: messenger RNA, 2277 nt
Organism: Mesorhabditis belari
Lineage: Eukaryota; Metazoa; Nematoda; Chromadorea; Rhabditida; Rhabditidae
Source: the annotation of a GenBank genome assembly